This is a messenger RNA of Bombyx mandarina (wild silkworm), 726 nucleotides long. Its product is annotated as leukocyte surface antigen CD53. NCBI's taxonomy places the organism in Eukaryota, Metazoa, Arthropoda, Insecta, Lepidoptera, Bombycidae. The record is from RefSeq and is a predicted model, not a curated record. Gene Ontology annotation, cellular component: plasma membrane.
AUGUCUUUAAAAUUAAAUCUUGAAGUUCCAAAGUUUUUGAAAUCCGUUAGGUAUACUUUGGCCGCAGUAAAUGGAUUGUUUUUGUUAACUGGUUUCCUGCUGCUAAUCGUUGGGGUUGUGAUCCUCGUCCAAUAUUCUGAGUAUGAAGUAUUCGUCACUCAAAGAUUCUUCACAAUACCAGGAUUCGUGAUUGCGACAGGCGUGAUUAUAUGCAUUGGAUCCAUCCUAGGGUUUUAUGGAGCGAUUUCAGAGCAGUUUUACUUUAUUGCUGGGUACGUGAUGCUGUCCAUAGUGGUACUGGUCUUCGAAAUAGUUAUUAUAAUAAUUGCGUUCGCUUUGAGUAACGACGCGGUGUCCGAGAUCAGAGCUCCGAUGUUGCAAAGUCUCCAGCUGUACGAGAGUAGACGAGAUAUAGCCAGGCUUUGGGACGACUUGCAAAUGGAAUUCGAGUGCUGCGGAGUGUCUAGCCGUUUGGACUACACGUCAAGUAGGAUCCCCGUGAGCUGCUGCCACAUAGACUACGGCACUAUAUCGCCAUUCGAGUGUGGUGCGGCCAACGCUUACACGACGGGCUGCGCGACUUUUCUCGGCGAAUGGCUUGCAUACAACGCGUAUGUGAUAGCGGUUUGUGCUAUCGUUGCCACGUGUCUACAGGUCUUAUUAUCAGCGAUGUCAGGGUGGCUGGCCUACAGAUCGAAGUUCGAAGAGGUUGAAUUGGAGUCUUGA